AUGGCUACAGUAUCCAACGGCUCCGAGGGCGAUUUCAUCAUCGUCGGCGGUGGUACUGCAGGCAAUGCUGUCGCUGGUCGCCUCGCCGAAAAUCCCAACGUUCGCAUUCUCCUUGUGGAGGCAGACAUCCCCAACCCUGACCAAAUCGAUGAGAUCACCACGCCAUCCAAGGCUUCCGACCUUCGUGGGAGCAAGUAUGACUGGGCCUACAAGACCGCCAUGACAAAGCGUGAUGACUUCGAAAGAAUUGAAAAGCCCAAUAUCCCUGGCUUAGACUACGCCACUCCAUUGUCUUGUUAA
Molecule: messenger RNA, 300 nt
Organism: Penicillium subrubescens
Lineage: Eukaryota; Fungi; Ascomycota; Eurotiomycetes; Eurotiales; Aspergillaceae
Product: glucose-methanol-choline (gmc) oxidoreductase
Exons: 1
Coding region: 1-300 (99 amino acids)
Molecular function (GO): flavin adenine dinucleotide binding; oxidoreductase activity
Source: RefSeq, a predicted model, not a curated record